Molecule: messenger RNA, 312 nt
Organism: Racocetra fulgida
Lineage: Eukaryota; Fungi; Glomeromycota; Glomeromycetes; Diversisporales; Gigasporaceae
Source: the annotation of a GenBank genome assembly
AUGGACGUUUUCGGUAAUACACAAUUUCCUACUCCGGAAAUUUUUGCACAGACAUUCGCUUUAUCACCUCAAAGUCUAUAUGCAGAAGAAUUAUAUACAAAUGCUUCCACACCAAAUUCACUAGGAAUUUUACCUGACAAUACCAAUUUUAAUGAUCCUAUUUUUCUUGAAACUUCGUUAAAACCUUAUACACAAGGUUCAAGUGUUAGCCAUGUUAGUUAUACAAAAUAUAGUAAUACUAGUGAUUUCUUAAUGAAAUUCUUGGCAGAAAAAGGAUUAUCACUUAAACAAAAUUAUUGUUACAUCUUUUAG